Lycium barbarum (goji berry) is the source of this 1173-nucleotide messenger RNA. RefSeq lists its product as uncharacterized. The transcript is spliced from 7 exons. The coding region runs from base 1 to 1173 and encodes 390 amino acids. NCBI's taxonomy places the organism in Eukaryota, Viridiplantae, Streptophyta, Magnoliopsida, Solanales, Solanaceae. The record is from RefSeq and is a predicted model, not a curated record.
AUGCAGCAGCCCGUCGAGGAGCAACAGCCUGUCGAUUCUACAAUUCCUCCCACAAAUGAACAAUCUGAAGAAGGCCUUUCGACUCAUAAAAGAAAAAGAGGUAGAACGCAAAUGCAUAGGGUGCAUAGCCGACAUGAGCGUAAAUUGAUCCUACUGAAUAGGCUCAAUCAACCUAUUGGUCCCACUGAAGAUGUUGUAAUAGCGUUUGGUAGCUUCCUCGGUACAUUAGCGAGGACUGCGACCCUUUGCCCAUUUGAUAUACUUGAUUGGAGGAAAAUGGACACAAAAGAUGAUUUAUGGACAUAUACCAAGGAGAAAUAUGAUAUUCCUGAAGCUGGCAAAAAGUGGACUUUGAAAGCAAUUCAUGCUGCUUGGAGAAGGCAUAAAAGUGACUUGAAGAAACUUUGUUACAAACCAAAAGUCACUGAUGAAAUCAUAAUGGCAAAAAGUAUCACUACUGCUACUGCUUUCUUUUUUCUUGUAAUUUCUCUUCUUAUCUUCUUGUCUCUGUUGCAAUCUUUAUGUGUCAUAGAUAUAGUUGGCGGAAACAAGAGACCACUUAAAAUGUCUAAAACAAAUACUGAGAAUCGGAAGAAGUUGUUGAAUCCGCACAUAGUCGGUAAAAAAAGUUUCGCUGUAGUCCGCAAUAAAUUGGAAAAAACCAAGGGAAAUGUAUCACUUAAGGAGAUCUUUGUGGAAACAAGAGCAAGGAAACCCAGGCGCUUGUACAAGGAGUCAAAUGAAGACACAACUAGUAAAAUUGUUGAAAUGGAGGAAAUUGAAACACAACUAGGCAUAGAUGGUAGUCAGCCUGUUGAUACAUACUCAGCCGUUAUGGGUCCAGAACAUCCGGGACGUCUAAGACUAUAUGGACGGGGGGUUACAAAGACUUCUUUGAAAGGAAAAGCUGGAACUUUUGAACCAACUUCAAAUGCCACAAAUGAUGUAGUGCAAGAAAUGCAAGAAAGGAUCCAAAAAAUGGAGGAACAAAUGGAGGAACAAAUGGAGGAACAAAAGAGAACUAUGCGAGCAGAAGUUACUGCAGACAUUACUGCAAAAGUAGUUGAAAAACUCCAACGUGCAGGAUUAAUUAGUCCAGACAUGCUAGUAGCAUUGUGUGCUGCUUCACCGGGAGAAGCUACGUCUACACCACAAGCAGCUAGCAACAAUUAA